UAGGUAUGGCUCUGCCAUAUGUUUAUUGUUUACGUAUUGUGGAAACCAGAUGUUUUAUUCAUAUUAAAUAAAAUCUGUCAAAAAACUAUUAAUAUCAUAAAAGAAGAAUUGUUGCGGUUUUAAUGUAUAUAUAUGUUUAUACAUAUAUUCAGCAACUUAAGGCGUAUAGGGUAUUAUAUUAAAAGUAAAAUAACAGUACCCGUGAAUAUUUCUAAUCGAAACUUUGAUACGGUGAAGCAUGUCCAAAUCUACAAGUAAAGCGCCAUCAACAGAAUUUGAUGCCAAAUAUGGUAUUUUAGAUUUAAAUACCCCUCCACGUUCACCAAUGUGUGGCCAGUAUAAACAGAGCUUCGCGUAUUAUACAUUGCGCUCUCGACUACCAGUAACACUUACAAGUAUAAUCGAUAGUAUAACAAAAUACAAGGAUGAGCUGAUAACAGAGUACGGUGAGGAUUCUCGAGAGGAAAUUAAAAAUAUUAUUGGUUCCAUAUCAAAAUUGAAGUAUCAACUUCAAACUGAUAAAGCUCUAGAGCCUUUUGUUGGAAAUGAACCUGAUAGAGAAAUAUGGAACAACUUUAUAAAAAAUAUGAACGAAGAAAAAAAUAGUUUUUUCAAAGUUUGUUGGCUAUAUGCUGAGUGUUAUAUGUAUCGUCGAUUAUCUUCGUUUUUCGAAAACUCUCAAACGUUAACCAAUUUUGACUAUUUUGCUAAGCAAAAACAGAAUGCUCUAAUUAAUUCAAUUGGAUGUAUUGAAGAAAUUUUGAGUGUUCUGCAAGGUAUUGAAAUCUCUUAUGACUCAUUUCGGUUGAUGCUCAAGCUUAAUUUAUGGGGCAAUCGCUGUGAUCUUUCUAUUACAUCUGGUAAAGAGAUUCAACUGGGUAACAACCCUUUUGAUCUUUUACGAAGCUUUGACAAUAAAAUUCUCAUCGAUAACUCAAAGUCAGUUUUUGAAUGUCUAAAAUCAGAAAAUACGAAUAAACCAUCUAUUGUGGAAUUUGUGUGUGACAAUGCCGGAUAUGAACUUUUCACUGAUUUUGUUUUUGCUGAUUAUUUGAUAAAAAGUAAAUUGGCGGAAAAAAUCCGUUUUCAUUUGAAAGCUAUUCCUUGGUUCGUAUCCGAUGCUACAAUAAACGAUUUAAAUUGGACCUUUCGGUAUCUGCAAAAUCAAACUAUACCGAUUUUGAAAGAAUAUGGUAGAAGAUGGCAACAACUUCUAAAUGAAAAAAAAUUUGAAAUAGCAUCAUUGGAUUACUUCUGGACAAGUCCUUAUGAAUACUAUAGAAUGUGCAAUAUUAACCCUGAAUUAUAUGCGAAUUUAUCUGAAUCACGUCUGGUUAUUUUCAAGGGAGAUCUUAACUACAGAAAACUAAUUGGCGAUUUUUCAUGGAGCUUUACUGACCCGUUUACAACGUGUUUAAGAGGCUUCCUGCCAACGAAUUUAGUGAGUUUACGAACUGUAAAAGCUGAUUUGAUUUGUGGUCUAUUAGAAGGGCAAGCUGAAAAGCUAUUUGAAAUUGAUCAAAACUGGAUGACGACUGGAGAGUAUGGCACUAUACAAUUUAUGAUUCAACCGACGAUAUCUGCCGAAGCAGUGAUAACAAAUUCUUUAAGUGCGCAGUAAUUCCCGGAAUACAGCCCUUUAUGAAUCUCGAACAUUUAAACAUUUAAAUUUAAGUACAAUUUAAAGAAUGGAUUUACCUACCUAUUUAUUCUAAAAUUAUACUUCACUCAAAUUUUAUUGAGUUAAACAAUUUAUAUCAAUAAAAUUAUUUGUUUGUUAUUGUUACAUUUUACUCUGCCUAA
Zeugodacus cucurbitae (melon fly) is the source of this 1803-nucleotide messenger RNA. Its product is annotated as damage-control phosphatase ARMT1-like. Lineage: Eukaryota; Metazoa; Arthropoda; Insecta; Diptera; Tephritidae. Gene Ontology annotation, cellular component: cytoplasm; nucleus. The record is from RefSeq and is a predicted model, not a curated record. Bases 239 to 1621 code for a protein of 460 amino acids. Gene Ontology annotation, biological process: DNA damage response. The transcript has 8 exons. Gene Ontology annotation, molecular function: phosphatase activity.